AUGGCCGAGGAACAUAGUGGGACAACAGAGAUGGAUCGUUUCCCGAAAGUCAAAGAAGAAGACGGGAAACAUGGAUCGCACGAGGAAAAUGGAUCUCACGAAGUUCAUCAUAAAGCACCUUUAAGGGCAUCCAAGAAGGGAAGCCGAAAGCGGAGAAUCACCGUGGAGGAUAUACAGAUUGCAAGGGAGACCGCGGAGCUUUUCAAGUCGAACAUUUUCAAGCUCGAAGUGGACGAACUUAUUAAGGAAUUGAAGCUCAAAGACUCGCACUGCAAGUUGAUGGAAAGAGUGCUUCAUAGGCUUCAUGAUGUUAUUCAACAGGUUUCAGAAUCAAAAGAGAUGACUCUAGAGGAAGCGACAGGUCAUUUUGCACAGAAUAAGCAGAUGAAAGUAUCGGUUCCCUACCCCGACCCCAAACCAACAGCUCUCAAUUACAAAUUUCAAUACAGAACUCCACAAGAUAUAUCGUUGGUGGGAUCGUUUGGGAUCAAAGCUGGGAUUCAGCAGCCUGCACCAAAUGGAAUGGUUAUCGAUGUGGCGUUGACUAUGCCGAAGGAGUUGUUCCAGAAAAAGGACUACAUGAACUUCAGAGCAUUGUACAAAAGAGCAUUUUAUAUUGCGUAUCUUGUCGAGCAGAUCGUUCCAUUGACCAAGAAAGCCGGGCUACCUCUGAAGUUUGCGUACGAGUAUGCGAAUGGGGACGUUUUGUGCCCAACUGUGAGGCUGGAGCCAGUCAAAAGAGACAGUAAAUCAACAAAUAAGGGUAAACAGGAAGACACCCUUUACUUUGAUCACACAGGAUUUUCAAUCAGGCUUUACGUUGCCUUUCCUGACGAUGUUUUUGAUGCUAAGAAGCUGUUGCCGGACAGAAACUGCAUUCGAAUCAAGGCAGAUGGAGUCAGCAUCGAGGAUUUGCCACCUACUCCACUUUACAACUCAUCGAUUCUCACUUCUUGCAGCUACAGCUGCUAUCUAAAGUAUCUCUACACAUCGAAAAAGAUGGCCGAGGCAUUCCGGGAUGCGUGCGUUUUGGGCAACUUGUGGCUCAAGCAGCGUGGUUUUGGAUCGAACAUGAAUAGCGGCGGUUUUGGACACUUUGAGUUUGCAACCUUGAUGGCAGCUUUGCUUGAAGGAGGUGGAGAACACGGAAGCAAGGUUUUGUUGCAUGGAUUUUCCAGUUACCAGCUUUUCAAGGCCACAAUUCGGUACUUGGCGACCCAGGAUCUUUGCGAUGAUGGUUAUCUCUCAUUCUUUUCCAUUGUUGGAGAGCGCAGCUCCGUUUACAAGACCGGAGGCUUCGGUGUUCCGACGAUCUUCGAUAAAAACACUAAGAUCAACAUUUUGUGGAAGAUGAGUGCAUCGUCGUACGGCCUUCUUCGGCAUUAUGCGGAUGUCACCUCGAGACUUCUUAACGAUGUUGUUGAAGACCGAUUCCAGCAGACGUUCAUCAUGAAGGCGAACAGUCCAGUGUUGCAGUACGAUGCCUUAGUGCAGAUACCGCUGGCAGUGCUCGGGAAGGAGCAGGAGUGCUUUGGGUCGUUGGAGAAGAUCUCAUUUAUCACUUUCGACAAGUACGUGUGUGCGAAAAUAUCAAGAAUCCUCGAGGUUGCAUUGCGGGGCCGUGCCGCGUACAUUAAUGUUCGUGUUAGGCGGCCAGUUUUGGACACGUGGUCUCUCGGACAUCGCCGGCCGUAUUCUGAAGUGUCGAACAGCACAAAAAGCAUCGAGAUAGGGCUGAUUUUGGACCCGGCGGAGUCUGAAAAGAGGAUCACUAAGGGCCCCUUGCACUCGCAGAAGACCGAAGGUGAGAAGUUCGCUGCUUUUUGGGGGUCAAAAGCCCAGGUUAGGAGAUACAAGGAUGGAAACGUCCAGUACAGUUGUCUCUGGCCAUCAUCUACGAAGGAAUCGCCAACAAUUACCGUCUUACGGUACAUUUUGGACCUGCACUUGGCACAUUCCGGGGACCUCUCGGACAACAUAGUUGUGAAUAACAGCAGGUUCAAUUCUUUGCUCCCCCGUCCACUUACACCUGCCAUCAACAAUUCGCACCCGCUAAUCAUGCCUUCGCACUUCCAGGAGCUCCGGGCAUCUUUUGACAGUCUUUGCAAGAUUAUAUACCGGCUGGAAGACCUACCGUUGGCAGUGAAGUCGAUUCUCCCUGCUUCUCCGGCACUAAGAGGAACUUCGACACUUGUUCCGGUUCCGUUUGCCGUGACCAAUCCAGACUUCUUCAACGAGUGCAUCUUGCAGUUUGAGAGCUCGACUCGUUGGCCCGACGAGUUGUAUGCGUUGGAAAGGACCAAAACAGCCUUCUUGUUGAAGAUAAGCUCGUUUGUCGACAGGCACAAGGGCUACAAGUGCGUGUUUUCACACGAGAACAUCAUACCUUACAUGGCAAAAGACGUCAUGACCAGGCUUAACGUGCUAACUCCGGAGGGAUACGGCUUCUCCAUAAGGGUUUUGACCGAGAGAGACGAGGUUUUGUAUCUCCGGAUCAUCGAGAAUGCCGAUGCAAGGCAGAAAAAGGCUGCCACAGAUGCUUAUCUUGCCUUUAUGAGGCAUUUCAUGGGCAGAGUCAAGCACCACAGGGCAAUGAGCAGCCUGGUGACUCGUUUCCCCUUCUUUGGGCCCACCGUCAGGUUGUUCAAGAGCUGGCUGGACUCUCAGUUGCUGCUUGUGCAUUUUCCCGACGAGUUGGUCGAGUUGAUCGCCAUUCAGUCGUUUAUAGACCCAGCACCAUUUUCUGACGAGCCUUCGAGUGUUGGUGCCGGAUUUCUGCGCAUUCUAAACUUUAUAGCACACUGGAACUGGCGGGAGGAUCCGCUCAUUCUAGAUCUUUCGAAAAGUCUCGAGGAAGGCGGGGAAUCAGACGCUAUUGAUGCUAAAUUCAAGGAGACACAGGUUGCAGGAAGGAAAACCGGUGCUCUUAGCCCGCAGGAGCACAGAGUGAUGUACGAGAACUUCACAAAGCUCCGGAAAGACGAUCCCAACGGAAGUCAUGUGCAGAUGUUUGUUUCCAGUCGCGAGGACCCAUCCGGAAAGCUGUGGUCGACGAAUUCCAUCGGAAUUCCGAUCAUUUCGCGGCUUACCGCACUUUCCAAGGCUGUCAUGGGCCUAAUUUCACAAUCCACGCAUCUGGACGACAACCUGAUCAAGCUGAUCUUCACACCUGCUUUGAAAGACUUCGAUUUUGUGAUCGAAGUCCGCAGCCCGUUCGACUUGAGAGUGAAGUCGGGAGUUCUUCCUCGACACACUUUCAAGAACUUGAUCCAUCCUCUGCAAGACUUCUCGUUUGUUUCCGAGUGGUGCGACCCACUCCAGGAGUACUAUGAAGAGCUCAGAGCACGAUUCAGCAACGUGGCAGUGCUGACAUCGCACAGAUUCACCUGUCUAAGUGAUGAAGAGAAAGGAACCGGAAAUGUGAUUGCUGGAGUUUUCAAUCCGGCUGUCACUCGCGGGAAAAAGAAGUUCCGCGUCAAUAUUGGUUUUGAUAUCAAGCCAACUGAGGACGAACACGUUGAGUGUAAUAAGGAGUCUAUUCUUGGGCAAAUGGUAAGGUUAGGCGGCGACUUGGUUGUCUCCGUUCACCAGUAUCAUUGA
Molecule: messenger RNA, 3600 nt
Organism: Brettanomyces bruxellensis
Lineage: Eukaryota; Fungi; Ascomycota; Pichiomycetes; Pichiales; Pichiaceae
Exons: 1
Coding region: 1-3600 (1199 amino acids)
Biological process (GO): tRNA export from nucleus; rRNA processing
Cellular component (GO): UTP-C complex; small-subunit processome; CURI complex
Source: RefSeq, a predicted model, not a curated record